Marmota flaviventris (yellow-bellied marmot) is the source of this 6953-nucleotide messenger RNA. It is a transcript of the gene Plxna4, whose product is annotated as plexin A4. The record is from RefSeq and is a predicted model, not a curated record. Lineage: Eukaryota; Metazoa; Chordata; Mammalia; Rodentia; Sciuridae. Gene Ontology annotation, biological process: semaphorin-plexin signaling pathway; regulation of cell migration. Gene Ontology annotation, molecular function: semaphorin receptor activity; protein binding. Gene Ontology annotation, cellular component: plasma membrane; semaphorin receptor complex.
GCGAGCCGCGGCGGCAGCAGGCAGCCCGGGAGCUCCGGCGGCGGCCGAGCCAGCGGCGGCCCGGCUCCCUGCCCCCUGCAAACUUUGCGAGCAGCCCGCCCGGGGGGCCGGGGGCGCGCCCGGGAGGCCCGGCUCGGACCGCGGCCGCGCUCUCGGCCGCCGCAGCGCCAGCCGCCGCUGCCGCCACCGCUGCAGCCCCGCGCCUCCCAGGGGAGCAGCCGGUGGCUCCCGCGGCCCCCCAGACCCAGCCCCUGGGAACUACCCGGCGAGUCCCUCGGCAAGGGCGGGGGCAGCAGCGGCGCGAUCGGCAGCGGACUGCCGGGGGGCGGCAGCCGCUGCCCAGCCAGGCACGCAGAGGCGCCGAGAGUGCUCCGCGGCGGGUCCCCAGUGCACUCGCCGCGCCCGGGCAGCGGCCCGACCCGGCGAGCAUGGGCGGUGCGGAGUGACGCCGCUGUGCCCGCUUGGCAUCAAGGACAUUCAGCCCGCGGGGGUGGGGACGAAGGGGGGCAGCCCCGCGUCGCCACUGCAGCCCCCGAGAGCCGCCGCUGCUGCUUGGGCUCCGGGGCUAGGUGGAGGAAAGGGGUGCUUGGAAUUCAUCCACAUUUUCCGACCUUUUUGUUGGACAUUACGCCCACCUUGGACGCUGCAAGAGGAGCUGUCAAACCCCGCAGGCUCUGAUUUGGCCCCCUCCGCUUUCCUUGGCGCUCCCGGCUUCCCUGUGCCUCGGUGGAGUAUUUGCGUUCGGGGCUGGGGCUGGAGGAGGCAGCCACACGCGCGCACACGCACACGUUCAGAGGAGGGCGAGAGGCAGCGGCACAGGCACCAUCUGCAGUGUCAAUGCGGCGCUCCCACUGAAGGAGGGAAACGCGGUGCUUCCAGGGGAGACUGCCCUGUUGAGUCCUGGUGACAGCUGUGCCCAAGUGCUGCUGGGCUGUGAGGACCCUUCUCUGAAAUGAAAGCCAUGCCUUGGAACUGGACUUGUCUGCUGUCCCACCUCCUGAUGGUAGGGAUGGGCUCCUCCACUCUGCUCCCCCGGCAGCCACCCCCACUGACCCAGAAGCGGUCCUUUGUCACUUUCCGAGGAGAGCCCACCGAGGGCUUCAAUCACCUGGUGGUGGAUGAGAGGACAGGGCAUAUUUACUUGGGGGCCGUCAACAGGAUCUAUAAGCUUUCCAGUGACCUGAAGGUCUUGGUGACCCACCAGACAGGGCCGGACGAGGACAACCCUAAGUGCUACCCGCCCCGCAUCGUCCAGACGUGCAAUGAGCCUCUGACCACCACCAACAACGUCAACAAAAUGCUCCUCAUAGACUACAAGGAGAACCGGCUGAUUGCGUGCGGGAGCCUGUACCAGGGCAUCUGCAAGCUCCUGAGGCUGGAGGACCUCUUUAAGUUGGGGGAGCCUUUUCACAAGAAGGAGCACUACCUGUCGGGGGUCAAUGAGAGUGGCUCGGUCUUCGGAGUGAUUGUCUCCUACAGCAACCUGGAUGACAAGCUCUUCAUCGCCACGGCGGUGGAUGGGAAGCCUGAGUAUUUCCCUACCAUCUCCAGCCGGAAGCUGACCAAGAACUCUGAGGCGGAUGGCAUGUUCGCUUACGUCUUCCAUGAUGAGUUUGUGGCUUCCAUGAUCAAGAUCCCCUCGGACACCUUCACCGUCAUCCCCGACUUUGAUAUCUACUACGUCUAUGGUUUCAGCAGCGGCAACUUUGUCUACUUUUUGACCCUUCAGCCUGAGAUGGUGUCCCCUCCAGGCUCCACGACAAAGGAACAGGUGUAUACCUCCAAGCUCGUGAGGCUUUGCAAGGAGGACACAGCCUUCAACUCGUACGUGGAGGUGCCCAUUGGCUGUGAGCGCGGCGGGGUGGAAUACCGCCUGCUCCAGGCCGCCUACCUGUCCAAAGCCGGGGCUGUGCUGGGCCGGACCCUGAGUGUCCGCCCAGACGACGACCUCCUCUUCACCGUCUUCUCCAAGGGCCAGAAGCGGAAGAUGAAAUCUCUGGAUGAAUCAGCCCUGUGCAUCUUUAUUCUGAAGCAGAUCAAUGACCGCAUUAAGGAGCGCCUGCAGUCCUGCUACCGGGGCGAGGGCACGCUGGACCUGGCCUGGCUCAAGGUGAAGGAUAUCCCCUGCAGCAGCGCGCUCUUAACCAUCGAUGACAACUUCUGUGGCCUGGAUAUGAAUGCUCCCCUGGGAGUGUCCGAGAUGGUGCGUGGCAUCCCGGUCUUCACGGAGGACAGGGACCGCAUGACUUCCGUCAUUGCCUACGUCUACAAGAAUCACUCUCUAGCCUUCGUGGGCACCAAGAGUGGCAAGCUGAAGAAGAUCCGGGUGGAUGGGCCCAGGGGCAAUGCCCUGCAGUACGAGACAGUGCAGGUGGUAGAACCUGGCCCUGUCCUCCGUGACAUGGCCUUCUCCAAGGAUCAUGAGCAACUCUACAUCAUGUCAGAAAGGCAGCUCACCAGAGUUCCUGUGGAGUCCUGCGGUCAGUAUCGGAGCUGCGGGGAUUGUCUUGGCUCCGGUGAUCCCCACUGCGGCUGGUGUGUGCUCCACAACACGUGCACCCGGAAGGAGAGGUGUGAGCGGUCCAGGGAACCCCGCAGGUUUGCCUCAGAGAUGAAGCAGUGUGUCCGGCUGACAGUCCAUCCCAACAACAUCUCCGUCUCUCAGUACAACGUGCUGCUGGUCCUGGAGACAUACAAUGUCCCGGAGCUAUCAGCUGGCGUCAACUGCACCUUUGAGGACCUGUCAGAGAUGGAUGGGCUGGUGAUAGGCAAUCAGAUCCAGUGUUAUUCCCCUGCAGCCAAGGAGGUGCCCCGGAUCAUCACAGAGAACGGAGACCACCAUGUCGUACAACUUCAGCUCAAGUCCAAGGAGACAGGCAUGACCUUCGCCAGCACCAGCUUUGUCUUCUACAACUGCAGCGUGCACAACUCGUGCCUGUCCUGCGUGGAGAGCCCGUACCGCUGCCACUGGUGUAAAUAUCGGCACGUCUGCACCCAUGACCCCAAGACUUGCUCCUUCCAGGAAGGCCGCGUGAAGCUGCCCGAGGACUGUCCCCAGCUGCUUCGAGUGGACAAGAUCCUGGUGCCCGUGGAGGUGAUCAAGCCCAUCACUCUGAAGGCCAAGAACCUUCCGCAGCCCCAGUCUGGGCAGCGUGGCUACGAGUGCAUCCUGAACAUCCAGGGCAGCGAGCAGAGGGUGCCUGCACUGCGCUUCAACAGCUCCAGCGUGCAGUGCCAGAACACCUCCUAUUCCUAUGAAGGGAUGGAGAUCAACAACCUGCCCGUGGAGUUGACGGUCGUGUGGAAUGGGCACUUCAACAUUGACAACCCAGCUCAGAAUAAAGUCUACCUCUACAAGUGUGGGGCCAUGCGGGAGAGCUGCGGGCUGUGCCUCAAGGCCGACCCAGACUUUGAGUGUGGCUGGUGCCAGAGUCCAGGCCAGUGUACCCUGCGCCAGCACUGCCCUGCCCACGAGAGUCGCUGGCUGGAGCUCUCAGGCGCCAACAGCAAGUGCACGAACCCCCGCAUCACAGAGAUAAUUCCAGUGACAGGCCCCCGGGAAGGGGGCACCAAGGUCACCAUCCGAGGGGAGAACCUGGGCCUGGAAUUCCGGGACAUUGCCUCCCAUGUCAAAGUGGCUGGCGUGGAGUGCAGCCCCUUGGUGGACGGCUACAUCCCUGCAGAACAGAUCGUGUGUGAGAUGGGAGAGGCCAAGCCCAGCCAGCACGCGGGCUUCGUGGAGAUCUGUGUGGCUGUGUGCCGGCCCGAGUUCAUGGCCCGCUCCUCGCAGCUCUAUUACUUCAUGACGCUGACUCUCUCCGACCUUAAGCCCAGCCGGGGGCCCAUGUCUGGGGGCACCCAGGUGACCAUCACAGGUACCAACCUGAACGCAGGCAGCGAUGUGGUGGUGAUGUUUGGAAAGCAGCCCUGCCUCUUCCACAGGCGAUCCCCGUCCUACAUCAUCUGCAACACCACGUCUUCUGAGGAGGUUCUGGAGAUGGAGGUGACAGUGCAGGUGGACAGGGCCAAGAUCCGCCGGGACCUGGUCUUCCAGUACGUGGAGGACCCCACCAUCGUGCGCAUCGAGCCCGAGUGGAGCAUCGUCAGUGGGAACACACCCAUCGCUGUCUGGGGGACUCACCUGGACCUCAUACAGAACCCCCAGAUCCGUGCCAAGCAUGGCGGGAAGGAGCACAUCAAUAUCUGUGAGGUUCUGAAUGCCACCGAGAUGACCUGCCAGGCCCCAGCCCUCGCCCUGGGUCCCGACCACCAGUCGGACCUCACCGAGAGGCCUGAGGAAUUUGGCUUCAUCCUGGACAAUGUGCAGUCCCUGCUCAUCCUCAACAAGACCAACUUCACCUACUAUCCCAACCCUGUGUUCGAGGCCUUCGGUCCAUCAGGGAUCCUGGAGCUCAAGCCUGGCACCCCCAUCAUCCUAAAGGGCAAGAACCUGAUCCCACCGGUGGCUGGGGGCAACGUGAAGCUGAACUACACCGUGCUGGUUGGGGAGAAGCCGUGCACCGUGACCGUGUCAGAUGUGCAGCUGCUCUGCGAGUCCCCCAACCUCAUUGGGAGGCACAAAGUGAUGGCCCGCGUCGGCGGCAUGGAGUACUCCCCGGGGAUGGUGUACAUCGCCCCUGACAGCCCGCUCAGCCUGCCGGCCAUCGUGAGCAUCGCGGUGGCUGGAGGGCUCCUCAUCAUCUUCAUCGUGGCUGUGCUCAUCGCUUACAAACGCAAGUCCCGCGAGAGCGACCUCACGCUGAAGCGGCUGCAGAUGCAGAUGGACAACCUGGAGUCCCGCGUGGCUCUGGAGUGCAAGGAAGCUUUUGCCGAGUUGCAGACAGACAUCCAUGAGUUGACCAGUGACCUGGAUGGGGCUGGGAUCCCCUUCCUGGACUACAGGACCUAUACCAUGCGAGUGCUGUUCCCAGGAAUUGAAGACCACCCUGUGCUCCGGGACCUCGAGGUCCCGGGCUACCGGCAGGAGCGCGUGGAGAAAGGCCUGAAGCUCUUCGCGCAGCUCAUCAACAACAAGGUGUUCCUGCUGUCCUUCAUCCGCACGCUCGAGUCCCAGCGCAGCUUCUCCAUGCGCGACCGCGGCAACGUGGCCUCGCUCAUCAUGACCGUCCUGCAGAGCAAGCUGGAGUACGCCACCGACGUGCUGAAGCAGCUGCUGGCCGACCUCAUCGACAAGAACCUGGAGAGCAAGAACCACCCCAAGCUGCUGCUCAGGAGGACGGAGUCGGUGGCUGAAAAGAUGUUGACCAAUUGGUUCACUUUCCUCCUCUACAAGUUCCUCAAGGAGUGUGCUGGGGAGCCCCUCUUCUCCCUGUUCUGCGCCAUCAAGCAGCAGAUGGAGAAGGGCCCCAUAGAUGCCAUCACGGGAGAGGCCCGCUACUCCCUGAGCGAGGACAAGCUCAUCCGGCAGCAGAUCGAGUACAAGACCCUGGUCCUGAGCUGUGUCAGUCCAGACAAUGCCAACAGCCCUGAGGUCCCAGUGAAGAUCCUCAACUGUGACACCAUCACUCAGGUCAAAGAGAAGAUUCUGGAUGCCAUCUUCAAGAAUGUGCCCUGUUCCCACCGGCCCAAGGCUGCAGACAUGGACCUUGAGUGGCGACAAGGAAGCGGGGCGAGAAUGAUCCUUCAGGAUGAAGACAUCACCACCAAGAUCGAGAAUGACUGGAAGAGACUCAACACCCUGGCCCAUUACCAGGUGCCGGAUGGUUCCGUGGUAGCUUUAGUGUCCAAGCAGGUGACGGCCUAUAACGCAGUGAACAACUCCACCGUCUCCAGGACCUCGGCGAGUAAAUACGAAAAUAUGAUCCGGUACACGGGAAGUCCCGACAGCCUCCGCUCCCGGACGCCCAUGAUCACCCCCGACCUGGAGAGUGGAGUCAAGAUGUGGCAUCUGGUGAAGAACCAUGAGCACGGGGACCAGAAGGAGGGUGACCGGGGGAGCAAGAUGGUUUCUGAAAUCUAUCUGACACGCCUGCUGGCCACUAAGGGCACUCUGCAGAAGUUUGUGGAUGACCUCUUCGAGACCAUCUUCAGCACAGCCCACCGCGGCUCGGCCCUGCCCCUGGCCAUCAAGUACAUGUUCGACUUCCUGGAUGAGCAGGCCGACAGGCACGGCAUUCACGACCCGCACGUGCGUCACACCUGGAAGAGCAACUGCCUCCCCCUGCGGUUUUGGGUCAACAUGAUCAAGAACCCGCAGUUCGUGUUUGACAUCCAUAAGAACAGUAUCACGGACGCCUGCCUCUCCGUGGUGGCCCAGACCUUCAUGGACUCCUGCUCCACGUCGGAGCACCGGCUGGGCAAGGACUCGCCCUCCAAUAAGCUGCUCUACGCCAAGGACAUCCCCAGCUACAAGAACUGGGUGGAGAGGUAUUACUCGGACAUCGGGAAGAUGCCGGCCAUCAGUGACCAGGACAUGAACGCCUACCUGGCGGAGCAGUCCCGGCUGCACAUGAGCGAGUUCAACACUAUGAGCGCCCUCUCGGAGAUCUUCUCCUACGUGGGCAAGUACAGUGAGGAGAUCCUGGGACCUCUGGACCAUGAUGACCAGUGUGGCAAACAGAAAUUGGCCUACAAACUAGAACAAGUCAUAGCCCUCCUGAGCUUAGACAGCUGAGAACCGUCCUUCCAGGGCCGCCCUGGAGGGAGGGACACACCAAGCCGUGCCUCAGUCUAGAUUUCAUCUUUACCAAGUGCAAGUUCCGACUGGCGUCAGCAGCAUCCCCUGAGCAGCGCUGUCUCCCCGGCCCCCGCCCUCUCUGCCUCCCUCUGCCUCUCCCUCCUUCCUGGAUCCCUUCUCGUUCGGUGGCUCUGCCAACACGCUUGGACCCAGCCGCCAACCCCGAGCCAGGGGUGGCCAGGCCCACAGCGAGGGACCUGUCCAGAAGGUAUCAGAGUGGGGCUCUCUCUCCAACUGCUCCUGACUUCAUGCAGCA